Messenger RNA from Cuscuta epithymum, 760 nucleotides. The record is from the annotation of a GenBank genome assembly. NCBI's taxonomy places the organism in Eukaryota, Viridiplantae, Streptophyta, Magnoliopsida, Solanales, Convolvulaceae.
CUAUGUUAAUGAAGGCAGAGAGCAUUACAUAGAGUACUCCAAGAAUAAAUGUCUUGCAUAUAUUGAAAGAAUAUUACAAAGGAAUGAAAAGAGUCUUGCAAAUAUUGAAGGUAUGCCGAAAUCCGAUGCAUCGUAUGUAAGUUAUGUUGAAAAUGCGCUUAUAAAUGAAGAGAUGAGAUAUGACACAAAAGACUUGGCACGACUGCUACCACAUCUCAUUGACCAGUUAACCGAUGAGCAAAAGUAUAUUUGCAUAGACAUCGUUAAUGUUGUGUGUGAAAACACCACUGAUACAGUGGAAUCGGAAAAACAUUUAUAUGGAUCAGAAUACUGUGGCAACAUCUAUUAGGAGUGCAGGAAACAUUGUUUUUGCAGUUGUGUCAAGUGGAAUAGCGUCGUUACUGUUGCCUAGAGAAUUUAAGUCAGGUGAUGAGAAGUCCGGUUUGGCUAUCAUUGGAAUAUUGGAUCAAUCAUGCCCAUCACAGGAUCAACGAAUAUUAUUGCUUCUGCAGAUGUGAUAGAUUCUAAAUUUGGUUCAAGGACAGACAACAGACAAAAGGCUUUUUAUCAUUUUGUUUCCUGCUUUUUCUUUGAUUGUAUUAUCAGCCAUGUGACGAAUGUUGUUUUGAUUUAAUAUAUUUGUUGGUUUGAGGAUAAAAAAAUCCCCCCAUAAGACUAAACAUUGUUUUUCUACCCAAAAUACCCCUUAAGGGUAUUAAUUCCUAAUGACUAAUUUAAUUCAUAAUAUAAUUGUAAAAAA